Ananas comosus (pineapple) is the source of this 1662-nucleotide messenger RNA. Its product is annotated as plant cysteine oxidase 5-like. Gene Ontology annotation, molecular function: oxidoreductase activity, acting on single donors with incorporation of molecular oxygen, incorporation of two atoms of oxygen. Bases 722 to 1453 code for a protein of 243 amino acids. The transcript has 6 exons. NCBI's taxonomy places the organism in Eukaryota, Viridiplantae, Streptophyta, Magnoliopsida, Poales, Bromeliaceae. The record is from RefSeq and is a predicted model, not a curated record.
GAAUAAGCACUAAAUAUACCUCUUAUUUCGUUGUUUCUUUUAUUUCGUCUUUCCAUGGAGUUCCCGUGCUGUUGUACUUGGCAUGUAACGAUUAUUCUUGCUGAAUAUAUAAUAAUAAGGUAUCGUUGUUUUACGUCAGUUUAAUCUUUAGAGAUAAGCAGUUGUUCUACAUAGUAUCAAAGGAGGAGAUUCCGAGUUCGAAUUUUAUCCGACUCUUAAUUAUUAUUAUUAUUUAAUCGCCUCUCAUUUAAUUCAACUCAAGUCCUCACGGCCGAUCAAAGAGUCACGAGCCCAAAAAAAGAGGGGGAUUAUUGAAUGUAUAAUAAUAAAAUGCUAUUGUCUAGUAUUUUUUUUGUUUUUAAAGAUAAACAGUUUUCAGUCGCGUAUCUAGCACAGUUGUCUAAGAGUUCAAUAUUCGAUACUCGAGGUUCCAAGUUCGAAGCUUAAUUUUUGACUCUAGAAGAGAGUUAAGGGAUCAGUUGCAGGACUCGUAGCAAGGAGAUAUUAUUUGAGGAGGAGAGUAAACUGAAAAUUUGAAGCCACUUGAUCUUGUGGAAUUUGGAGAAUCAUGAUUUCUCAUUGAAAGCUAUAGGAGGCAUGGAACUUCUACAGUUGAACAGUUUCUAAGCUUUGUCAAUAGCAUGUUAUUCUAAAGUUGAAUCGACUCUGCGGCAGGGCUUUUUGUGUUGCUGAAUCAUCACUCUGCCUGUUUUCUCGCGCUAUGACCGCAAUCCAAACACUAUAUGAUGCCUGUAAAGUAUCAUUCUCUCCGAACGGCCCGGUAUCUUCGGAAGUUCUUGAGCAUGUUCGGAACAUACUAGAUGAGAUCAGAGCUUCUGAUGUAGGUCUUGAGCAAGAAGCACAACUAGUAAAAGGUUGGAAGCCUUCGAAAAGUGGUCCGAAUGGGAAGAAAGGGCGCAACGGCAGCAAGCAAUAUUUGCCACCAAUCAAAUAUUUGCAUAUACAUGAAUGCAGAAGCUUCUCGAUUGGGAUACUUUGCGUGCCGCCACAUGCUGUUGUUCCACUGCAUAAUCAUCCCAGAAUGACUGUUCUGAGCAAGCUUCUUUAUGGUUCAUUGCUUGUCAAGUCGUAUGAUUGGAUCGAUGUAGCUGGUCACAUUGAAGCCCCAAAAGCGAGACCAGCGAAGCUCGUUAUAGAUGGCGAAAUGUUCGCACCGUGCCGGACGACAAUUCUCCACCCCACGAGCGGCGGCAACAUCCGCUCUUUCAAAGCCAUCAUGCCGUGUGCGCUCCUCGACAUUUUAUCACCUCCUUACUCGUCUGAAGACGGGCGGCAUUGCUCUUAUUUUAGAAAAUCCUCCAGAAAGGAUACUUUCGGUUUUUCCUUAGAGGGAAUAAAAUCCUCUCAUGUUGCUUGGUUGGAAGAGUAUCAGCCACCAGAGAGCUUUAUUAUCAAGAGAGGAUUGUACAAGGGCCAAAGAAUAAGUACUUAAACAAGCUGUGCUCUGUUGUACAAUAUCAUCAAUCAAAUUGCUUCUGCUUCACUAUUUUUCUUUUGUUUUAAUCUACAACAAAUAAUUUCUCCUACUCAGUCACUAAUUGUAUAAUUUGUUAACUUCAAAUUCUACAUGAUAAUGUAAAUUUCUGGUCUAAUUAACUCAUCUUCAACAUCUGGAAGGAUGAGAAUGCCUAACAUUUUUCA